AUGGGCAGGACGCUUGUCCGCUCUCACACGCACGUACAAAAACAUUUCUUGACAGCUUCGACUUCAAGAGCCCAAUCUGGGUCUGUAGCCUCGAAGGGCGCCGUUGCAUCACAGACUCCGCCUCCACCACCACCACCGUCUCAACGGAGAUGGGGAUACUUUUUGCAGACUUUGGGACGUGUGACACUCGUAACAGUGAUCGGAGCUUCCGCCACCUUCUACUACAUCGCACAUAAGGAAAAAAACCCGGGGCCACAACUCCCGUUCGAUCCCUCAAAGAAGACCUUGGUUGUUUUGGGCAGCGGCUGGGGAGCGACGAGCCUCCUUAAAGGGCUCGACACCAGCGAUUAUAACACUAUCGUUGUCUCACCAAAGAACUUCUUCCUCUUCACGCCUCUCCUUCCUUCCGUUGCAGUCGGCACGCUGAAUGCACGAUCUAUCCUACAGCCUACUCGCUACCUGACGCGGCACAAACAACGUCAGGUCUUAGUCAUUGAAGCAGAGGCCAAGGAAGUUGACCCGGUUAACAAGACUGUUACGCUCUCAGAUGACUCUGAGAUCCGAGGCCAAAUAUCCAGUACGACCAUACCGUACGACUAUCUUGUAUAUGCUGUCGGGGCCGAGACGCAGACAUUUGGUAUUCCUGGCGUGAAGGAACAUGCAUGCUUCAUGAAAGAACUGCAUGAUGCUGAGAAGAUGCAAAGACGCUUUUUGGACUGCGUAGAGACUGCUGCUUUCCCAGGCCAAAGUGAUGAGGAAAAAGACCGGUUGUUGCAUAUGGUGGUGGUGGGUGGUGGACCAACGGGUAUCGAACUCAGUGGCGAACUCCGUGACUUCUUGGAGGAGGAUCUCAAGUCAUGGUACCCAGAGCUUGCCUCACGGAUCCGCAUCACGCUUGUCGAGGCUCUUCCCAAUGUCCUUCCCUCAUUCAGCAAAGAACUGAUUGCCUAUACCGAGCGCACGUUCAAGGAGUCCGACAUUGAUAUCCUCACCAAGACCAUGGUGAGGAAGGUCAACGAGAAGAGUGUCGUUCUCAAGGGCCCCGAUGGUGUCGAACGGGAGGUGCCGUGCGGGAUGGUUAUUUGGGCUGCUGGCAACACUAGUCGCCAAAUAACACGGGAUCUGAUGGCGAAGCUCCCUGAAGACCAGACGAAUAAGCGUGGGAUUUCCAUCGACGAUCACCUCCGCAUGAAGGGAGCCAGCAAUAUCUUCGCUAUCGGGGACUGUACGGCCUCGUCUUACGCUCCGACUGCCCAGGUCGCAAGCCAACAGGGUUCAUAUCUCUCGCGCGUGUUCAAGUUACUUGCGAAGAAAGACCAACUCGAGGCUGACUUGUCGCAUGUCAAAGACAGCGACCAGGCAGAGAAACUGAAGAAGCAGAUAGACAAGGUCAAGUUGAAGCCUUUCCACUACAGCCAUCAAGGCUCGUUGGCCUAUAUCGGCUCGGACAAGGCGAUUGCCGACUUGCCUAUUUUUGGGCGUGAGUGGACGAGUGGAGGUGUUGCGACGUUCAUGUUCUGGCGGAGUGCAUAUCUGAGCACUCUGUUCUCCCUGCGAAAUCGAAGCUUGGUUGCUGGAGACUGGAUAAGGGUGAAGUUAUGGGGACGGUGA
Molecule: messenger RNA, 1611 nt
Organism: Suillus bovinus
Lineage: Eukaryota; Fungi; Basidiomycota; Agaricomycetes; Boletales; Suillaceae
Product: NDE2, mitochondrial external NADH dehydrogenase
Exons: 14
Coding region: 1-1611 (536 amino acids)
Molecular function (GO): NADH dehydrogenase activity
Source: RefSeq, a predicted model, not a curated record